This is a messenger RNA of Diutina rugosa, 1308 nucleotides long. RefSeq lists its product as uncharacterized. Bases 1 to 1308 code for a protein of 435 amino acids. The transcript has a single exon. The record is from RefSeq and is a predicted model, not a curated record. Lineage: Eukaryota; Fungi; Ascomycota; Pichiomycetes; Serinales; Debaryomycetaceae.
AUGAAAUCGUCGAUCUUCAACGAUGCCAAACCGAGAACCAAACCCAAGCGGCCGGCUCCGGUGCAUGCCAAUGGAAGCAUCAAGAGGCUGCUAGCACCUCCGUCGUCGGCGUCCACCACCCCGAAAAAACUGUGGAACUUGGACGAGUUGAUCUCGGCGUACCAAGAGCUGGGCGAACUCCCGCCGAUUCUCUCGCCCACGCUCCCUAAACGCGAUGGAGAAGAGCUGAUAUCCCUGCUACCGUUGCUUCUGCCUACAUUGCCGCCGAUUUUCACGGCAGUGCUGCCAUCUAAGUCUCCGUCGAAGGCGGCUACCCCUCGGGAAACCAGUCCUGCGCCGACCCAUAAGUACCGGGUGAAAUGGAUCAGUCAGAUGGAGGCGGCGAAGCCCCGGUUUUUGGUUCGAAUAACUUUUGACCCGGCCUACUAUCGCACACGAAUAAAGGCCCUGCUGGCGGCCCUGCUGGCAACCCUGCUGGCGGCCCUGCUGGGGGCCCUGAUGGCUAAGCUUAAGCUGCCGAUGAAACUUCAAGGGCUCGGCAUCACUCUGAGCCAAUCACCAGCCCCAUCAACACAAGCUGAUCCUGAAGCCAUUGCUAAUAAGAACCACUGGCUUGGUCUCGCUCGAACCGCUAAGACGCAGUGCUUAGAGAAAGAGAGUGACGAUGUGAGGGCUCUCGUGGCUGGCUUGGACGCGGUGCUCAUGUACAUUAUUAGCCACGACAUCGAUGAACGGAUCAGAGUGGCUACCAACGGGUUGCCGCUGGAGCGCCACUGGAGGGCGUUGGACGCCGACAUCAAAGCCGUGAUUCAACGCCUUGCCAAAGCCAACCCUCCCCACUCACUGCUUGCUGAGUUCUUUAAUCUUUUUACCAAAUUACUUCACACUUGUCGAGCCGUUAUCCAGUUGAGGAUUCAUAGCGUGUUGAGGAAAGUGGCGGCCCUGUAUAACGCCAAGGGCACUGAGCAGAAAGUGAUUAGUGUUCAAUCAGAGGCGUUGAAGGCUUAUGACAACUUUUCCGAUUGCCUUGUGGCAGCUAAGCCAGCACUGAUUUACUCAUUAGUGCCAUCACGUCUUCCUCAAACAUUCCGUCGCAAGCAAACCAGCCUAGAAAAACCACCACUGGAGUCACGGGUGGACCCCAAAGAUCGCAUCCGUCCAUCUAAAGCUUCAUUUUAUCUCCCUAUUGGUCCAUACCUGACAUUGAGCGAGAUGGCGGGGUUGUUGUACUCUGCCACGAACGAGUUUAUCGAGAUAUUCAACAAUAACUCCGGCAAAAGAAUGGAGUAUACCUUGAAUGCCAAUUGA